AUGAAUCGUAGCAAGAUUACUCUUUAUGUUGUCUUUGCUAUACUUAUUAUACAAAUGCAAAUUUCUUUAGGUAAACCAGUUAGCGGAGAUGAACCUGGACUUAAAGAAAUAUUAAAAAUAGCAUUAAAACUUGGUGAUUGUUCACGUCGUAUUCAUGUUCAAGAGCCAAUACCAUUACGUUUUCGACGUGCAAACAGCCGAGAUCGAUUCCCAUGUACUAUUAAAGGGCUUUAA
Adineta steineri is the source of this 234-nucleotide messenger RNA. Lineage: Eukaryota; Metazoa; Rotifera; Eurotatoria; Adinetida; Adinetidae. The record is from the annotation of a GenBank genome assembly.